Messenger RNA from Sitophilus oryzae (rice weevil), 1765 nucleotides. RefSeq names its product nucleolar MIF4G domain-containing protein 1 homolog. The record is from RefSeq and is a predicted model, not a curated record. Gene Ontology annotation, molecular function: protein binding; RNA binding. The coding region runs from base 173 to 1729 and encodes 518 amino acids. Gene Ontology annotation, biological process: ribosomal small subunit biogenesis. Lineage: Eukaryota; Metazoa; Arthropoda; Insecta; Coleoptera; Curculionidae. Gene Ontology annotation, cellular component: nucleolus. The transcript has 9 exons.
UGAUAUGGAUGCUGAUGAUAGUGAAAGAAAAUGAUUCAGAUGAGGAAGAUGAUAGUGAUAAAAAGGAUGAUGUUUGGGAAGAUAUUUAUGGGAGACUGAGAUCAAAAGCGGAUCAAUUAUUACUGAGUCAAGUAAUGAAAACAAAUAUAUUCCACCAGCUAUAAGGGCUAAAAUGGAGUCUGCCGGUUCAGAUGAUAAGAAAAGAAAUGAAAAAUUGAACAGACUUAAAAAACAACUAAAAGGGUUGUUGAACAGAUUGGCUGAGAGUAACAUGCAUAAUAUUGCAUCGCAGAUCGAGAGUCUUUAUAUGAAUAAUAGUAGGAAUGAUAUGAAUGAAUCUUUGACAUCGCUUGUCUUGGAUUCUCUUGUCAGUAAUGUGUCAACUCCAGAAAGAUUACUGAUGGAACAUGUGCUAUUGAUAACUGUUUUGCAUGCUAAUGUUGGUACAGAAGUAGGUGCCCAUUUUUUACAGUGUGUCAUUGAAAAAUUUCAAUCAUUUUUAAAUAACGCUCAAAAUGUUGAGGAUAAAUCUUUAGACAAUGUGGUCAGUGUUUUGGCGCAAAUGUAUAAUUUCAAAAUCUUUGAUGCAAAAUUGUUAUAUGAAAUUUUACAAAAAUUAGCCGAAAAUUUCGAGGAAAAAAACGUCGAUUGUAUUUUAAACGUUUUGAGAUCGGUGGGUUUUGGAUUGAGGAAGGACGAUCCUCUAGCACUCAAAACGUUGAUUUUGGAGCUUCAAAAACAGGCUGCUAGCGUCAGUGAAGGGAAAAUUAACAACUCAAGAGUUAAAUUUCUUCUUGAUAUAGUUCUGGCAAUAAAAAAUAACAACGUCACAAAAAUACCGAAUUAUGAUCCUUCAUAUUCUGAGCAUUUGAAGAAAAUUUCGAAAGGUUUUAUCAGGAAAGGAAACUAUGUGACUCAGCUUAAUAUUUCUUUGGAAGAUUUACUUAAAGCUGAUCAGAGAGGUAAAUGGUGGGUUGUUGGAUCUGCCUGGACUGGGAAUCUGGAAAAUAGAGAAAAUAGUAAAAAAGAGGAUAAUAAAAACUCUGAUAAAUUCUCACAAAAACUAUUGGAAUUGGCUAGAAAACAGAGAAUGAACACUGACAGUAGGAGAGAUAUAUUUUGUAUUAUAAUGUCUGCUGAGGAUUAUUUGGACGCUUUUGAAAAACUACUAAAACUAGGGCUGAAAAAUCAACAAGAAAGAGAUAUAAUUCACGUUAUUUUACAUUGUUGUUUGCAGGAGAAAACUUAUAAUCCUUACUAUGCGGUUUUAGCUCAAAAAUUUUGUGAUUAUGAUAGAAAAUUUCAGAUGACGAUUAAAUAUUCUGUGUGGGAUAAAUUGAAAACUUUAAAUGAUCAUUCAGGUGGUCAGAUUUCGAAUUUGGCCAAAUUACUGACAUAUUUGUUUUUGGAAAAAGGUUUAUCCAUAUCAACCCUCAAAAUUGUGGAAUUCGGCGAAUUGGACAAAAUAACUUUGAGAUUCAUGCGUCAAAUUCUUUUGGGCGUCUUGCUUCAUACCGAUCUGGAAUCGGUACAGGGUGUUUUCGAUAAAGUGGCCCGCUCGGAUAAACUGAAAAUGUUCCGGGAAAGUUUGAGGCUUUUUAUUCAUCAUUUUCUCCUGAAAAACCUGAAAUCUGAAGCAGUGCCGGAGGAUCAGAGGAAGGAGUUGCAGCAAAGGUGCAAAAUGGUGGAGAAAAUCUUAAUGGCGAAGGAGAGUAGAGUCAGAUUGUAAAUAUUGUUAAUAAUAAUAGUUUUAAUAAGUAAAAAA